AUGUCUACAGUCUACGUCAAGAACAUCGGUGCCAAGACCGAGGAUAAGGACAUCCGUGCCUUCUUCAGCUUCUGCGGCAAGAUCAGCUCCCUCGAAGUCACCACCGAAGGCGAGACCAAGUCCGCCUCCGUGACCUUCGAGAAGGAGACUGCUGCCCGCACUGCUCUUCUCCUCGACCACACCAAGCUCGGCGAGCAGGAGCUCUCGGUCACCUCUGCUUCCGGAGAGCACGCUGAUUCCGGCGAUGACGUCCACCACAAGUCCGACGCCGACCGCGACACCGACGAGAUCACACAGGAGGAGAAGCCCCGCUCGCGCGUCCUUGCCGAGUACCUGGCCAACGGCUACCUCGUUGCCGACAGCGGCCUGAAGACUGCCAUCGCCCUCGAUGAGAAGCACGGCGUUUCUCAGCGCUUCCUGUCGACGAUCCAGAACCUCGACCAGAAGUACCACGCUACCGACCGGGCCAAGACGGCCGACCAGAGCUACGGCAUCACUGCGCGGGCUAACUCCCUGUUCAGCGGUCUCUCAUCGUAUUUUGAGAAGGCCCUGGAGGCUCCCGGCGCCAAGAAGAUUGUCGAAUUCUACAACACCGGCGCCAAGCAGGUGCAGGACAUCCACAACGAGGCCAGGCGCCUGGCUGAGCUGAAGAAGGAGGAGGCCGGCGGCAGCUCAUACAAGGCUGCUGGUCUCGACAAGGUCUUCGGUGCCGAGAAGGCCGGUCAGGAGGGCAAGCCCAACGACCAGGUGCCCGGCGGUGCCCCUUCUGAUGCCGUUGCGACCGAGUCUAACCAGCAACCUAUUGCUCAUGGAGCGUACCCUGGAACUGCCGAGAAGAUUCCCCAGUAA
This is a messenger RNA of Sordaria macrospora k-hell, 849 nucleotides long. RefSeq lists its product as uncharacterized. NCBI's taxonomy places the organism in Eukaryota, Fungi, Ascomycota, Sordariomycetes, Sordariales, Sordariaceae. Gene Ontology annotation, cellular component: nucleoplasm. Gene Ontology annotation, molecular function: RNA binding. The record is from RefSeq and is a predicted model, not a curated record.